Medioppia subpectinata is the source of this 1395-nucleotide messenger RNA. NCBI's taxonomy places the organism in Eukaryota, Metazoa, Arthropoda, Arachnida, Sarcoptiformes, Oppiidae. The record is from the annotation of a GenBank genome assembly.
AAAACAGACGAUGCAAUUAUCGACAUCAAAAAGAGUGUGUUAUGCGACUAUUCCGGUGGUCCUAAAGCACUGGGUAUGGAGUCGGGGGUCAUUCCUGAUGAGGACAUCACCGCCUCGUCAUCCUAUAGUCAACACAGUGUCGGACCUCAAAACGCACGCCUAAACCGGGAGCUAUCGGGUGGCGCGUGGUGUCCAUUGAAGCAAUUGAAUGAUCGCGAGUCGGGCACCGAAUGGAUUCAAGUGAAUCUUCGGGACCAGUAUGUGGUCACCGGAAUCGCAAUUCAGGGCCGGUUUGGCAAUGGAGUGGGCGUUGAAUACGUGGAGGGCUUUUGGAUUGAAUAUUCGCGCGAUAACGGAAGCACUUGGCAUAAGUGGACCGAUCAGAAUGGCGAUCAUAAAUUUCACGGAAAUACUGACACAUAUACUGUCUUAAAUCAUGAGUUAUCGCAUCCAUUGGUUGGCAUUAAUCUGAUACGAGUCGUGCCCUUUGCCAGCCAUCAGAGGACUACUUGUCUUCGGCUGGAAUUGUUUGGUUGCAAACAACGAGAUAUUCCGGUUGUGUAUUCAAUGCCAGACGGCUAUAAAAGCGGUCGAUUCGGCGAUUUGGUUGACAUGACAUAUGAUGGUCGGGAGGACUCACACGGAUAUUUAUCCGGAGGUAUCGGACAACUGGUCGAUGGUAUCAGAGGUGACGACAACUAUAAAGUUAAUAAGGGAUACGAAUGGAUCGGAUGGAAGUCUGACGGCGAGCCCAAUAUUCUAGGUAUCGGACAACUGGUCGAUGGUAUCAGAGGUGACGACAACUAUAAAGUUAAUAAGGGAUACGAAUGGAUCGGAUGGAAGUCUGACGGCGAGCCCAACAGUUCCAUACAAAUCAUAUUUCAGUUCCUGAAGACUGAAAACUUUACGUCCGCUGUCUUUCAUUGCCAUAAUAUUUACUCGCAAGACAUGGAAGUGUUCUCUUCGGCUAAAGUGUGGUUUAGUUUUGACGGCAAAGUUUGGUCCAAAAGACCGGUCGAGUUCUCAUAUAUGGCCGACAAUGUGAUCGAUAGGGCCCGGGAUGUGGUCAUCCAUUUACACCAUCGCAUCGCAAAGUUUGUCAAAUUUGAUCUAAAGUUUGCGAAGAAAUGGAUUCUCAUUAGCGAAGUAUCGUUUAAAUUGACGGCCAUUGAAGACAAUUACACCCAAUCGGACGCCCACUUGGAGGCCGUCCACCACUUGACACCCAUCACAACCGCCGCCAUAAACAACAACAGGUCGUCAUUGACUGAAUUUAUAGUUUUGGUAUCGUUUGCAUUGGUCUUCACAAUCAUAUUUAGCGCUAGUAUUGUAUUACUUCGGCUCCAUAUGAGACGUAAAGAAAAGUCCGGACAUAUCGUCGUCUGUAUGAAGGUA